GUGGGUGCUGGAUGGCUAGAUUUGCAUGCUUUAAAACAUUCCUAUGUAGUCUUGUUGCAUAAGCAAUGCCCGUAUCAUGGUGAGAGAAACUUACACAUUGCGAUGAGAGGUGAAUUGGUGGCUAUGCUGAAAUUGCACCAUGCAGAGAGACUCACAUGCAACCAAGUAUCUUGACCUUAUUAAGUGUCGUUGUCAUCAUUUGCUUUAACUUAUUCAUGUACCGUUGAAAUUGCACCACGCAGAGAGACUCACAUGCAACCAAGUAUCUUGAGCUUAUUAAAUGUCGUUGUCGUCAUUUGCUUUAACUUAUUCAUGUACCGUUGUGUGAUUGAUUAUGAAUAUUGUCGGUCACAUCAGCAUUCUGGAUACAUCUCCCUUUUUAUUUAUUCAAAUUGUUAGAUUCUCUUCACCAAAUAAAUGAUAACGAUUGACAAUAGUAAAAACAUGAAAAGGAAAGAUGAAUUCUCUUCUCAUUGACUCUUGAGUCUCCCUAUUCUUAUUUAGGUCUAGAUCAAGUCGUAUACGCAUAGAAAACAAGCAAGAAAGAAAGUAAUCAGUUACUACUGGUGCUGCUAUAAAACAUCAUCCUUCACCCCAAGCAGCCAAGGCAUCUGCGGGCACCGCCGUUCCGUUCCCUUCUGUUUCGUUGACGAUAGUUCAUCAUAUUCGCAUUCUUCCUCUUCCCGAUUCACGACAUCCGCACACCCAGCCUCGGGAUUGCAAUGACUAUCUAUUCGAUUUGUGGCUUGACAGAGUGAGCUUUAGCAAUUAACUUGGACAAUAUAUUCCCUCCCUCCCCGUAUGAAUAAUUCCUUCCAUAUUUUAUGCAUUAAACAAGUUGAAGAAACUGCUCGCAAGCUGAUGUCAAACGAUACCAACUUGUCCUUUCGACAAUAUUAAAAACACCAUUUGUCUCUGCAAGACUACUUCCUUCCUUCCCUCCUCAUCAGCUUCCAAGAUUCCAUCUCUUCCCUCUUGGUUCGGUCUCUGCUUUGCCUGUUCGAUUUCAUCAAGCUUUGUUUGUCUUUGUCUUCAUCGGAAUCGUAACCAUGAUACAAGAAACAAGAAGACUUGCAGAUGAGUAUGAGAUAUCAGAGAUUUUAGGCAGAGGAGGAUUCUCUGUGGUCAGAAAAGGCAUCAGCAGAAAGUCAAGCAGCAGCAGUGACAAAACCGAUGUGGCAAUCAAAACACUCAAAAGGCCGUUUGCACCCUCGAACCCUCCUCCUCUGCCGCCCCACGCCCGGCGGAACGACCAGAAUAGCUUUGCUGCUGCCGCUUUCCAAACCCGGAAGCAGGUGUCCAUAUCGAAUGUGCUGCUCACGAAUGAAAUCCUGGUGAUGAGGAAGAUUGUUGAGAAUGUGUCGCCGCACCCGAACGUGAUUGACCUCUAUGAUGUGUACGAGGAUGAGAACGGGGUUCACCUUGUGCUGGAGCUAUGUUCUGGAGGGGAACUGUUUGAUAGGAUUGUGAAGCAAGAAAGGUAUUCUGAGGUUGGAGCUGCAGCUGUGGUGAGGCAGAUUGCACAAGGCUUGGCAGCUCUUCACCGCUCGAAUAUUGUUCACCGGGAUUUGAAGCCGGAAAACUGCCUCUUCUUGGACAACACCGUUGAUUCUCCUUUGAAGAUUAUGGAUUUUGGGCUGAGUUCUGUGGAGGAGUUCACUGACCCUGUUGUGGGACUGUUUGGUUCCAUAGAUUAUGUGUCACCAGAGGCUCUUUCUCAGGGGCAAGUAACUUCCAAGAGCGAUAUGUGGGCUCUUGGUGUAAUCUUAUAUAUCCUUCUCUCCGGGUACCCACCUUUUAUUGCUCAGUCGAAUCGGCAAAAGCAACAGAUGAUUAUGGCUGGAGAAUUCAGUUUCUAUGAGAAAACCUGGAAGGGGAUUUCUUUGUCAGCAAAGCAAUUGAUUUCGAGCCUCCUCAAAGUCGACCCUGACAAGAGACCUAGUGCUCAAGAGCUUCUGGACCAUCCAUGGGUUGUCGGUCUUUCAGCCAGAGAGGAUCAAAUGGAUGCUGAGAUUGUAUCACGACUGCAGAGUUUUAAUGCUCGGCGCAAACUCCGUGCUGCAGCAAUAGCAAGCGUGUGGACAAGCUCGAUUUUCUUAAGGACAAAGAAGCUAAAAUCGUUACUAGGAUCCUAUGACCUUAAACCAGAGGAAAUCAAGAAUCUGAGUUCACAUUUUAAGAAAAUAUGUGUAAAAGGUGACAAUGCUACUCUUUCUGAAUUCGAGGAGGUACUGAAAGCAAUGAAAAUGUCGUCUCUAAUGCCUCUAGCACCCCGAAUCUUUGACCUAUUUGACAACAAUCGUGAUGGCACCAUUGACAUGCGAGAGAUACUGUGUGGGUUCUCUAAUCUCAAGAACUCACAAGGAGACGAUGCUCUCCGCCUGUGCUUCCAGAUGUAUGAUACGGAUCGGUCUGGAUGCAUCAGCAAAGAAGAAGUAGCAUCUAUGCUCAGGGCUUUACCAGAUGACUGCCUUCCAGCUGAUAUCACCGAACCUGGAAAACUAGAUGAAAUAUUUGAUCGGAUGGAUGCAAACAGUGAUGGAAAAGUUACCUUUGAUGAGUUCAAAGCUGCCAUGCAGAGAGAUAGCUCUCUCCAAGAUGUAGUCCUCUCCCAUCUUCGACCAAUAUAGUUUUCCCACUAUCCACAUUUGUCGCCGUUAACUUUUUCAGUAAACUGUGGAAUGUGUUUGGAAGACCAGUGACCAGAAAGCUGAAACUAAACUGUAUGCCAACUUCUGCCAUGCAAAAUAGGAGCACCUUGCUGCUUUAACUUACAGUGCAAGGAAAAUAGAAAAUCCAAGGUAUUCUACUUAGCCUGGUAAACUGAGGAGAAAAUUUCAGUAGCAUCAAUGACGAAAGCCGCUCCAAGUUCAUUUUAUCGUUUACGUUCUACAAGCCGUAGAAGAUAUUCUGUUUAGGGCUGAGUUUUUGUUUAGCAUUUAGGUGUUUUAUGUUAUCAAAGCAUGUACCAGAGUUAAGUGAAACUUACAUUAUCCGACUUGAAAGAACAAAUCUAAGCUGUGUUUUCCUUUCAAAGAAGAAAACAGUGCAUCUGCACACCAAACAAGGCAGAUAACACACAUAGCAAAUACUUUCGAA
Messenger RNA from Malus domestica (apple), 3099 nucleotides. RefSeq names its product calcium/calmodulin-dependent serine/threonine-protein kinase-like. NCBI's taxonomy places the organism in Eukaryota, Viridiplantae, Streptophyta, Magnoliopsida, Rosales, Rosaceae. Gene Ontology annotation, molecular function: calcium/calmodulin-dependent protein kinase activity; calcium ion binding; calcium-dependent protein serine/threonine kinase activity. Gene Ontology annotation, cellular component: nucleus; cytoplasm. The record is from RefSeq and is a predicted model, not a curated record. Gene Ontology annotation, biological process: intracellular signal transduction; peptidyl-serine phosphorylation; protein autophosphorylation.